This is a messenger RNA of Calypte anna (Anna's hummingbird), 1930 nucleotides long. It is a transcript of the gene PKD2L2, whose product is annotated as polycystin 2 like 2, transient receptor potential cation channel. Gene Ontology annotation, molecular function: calcium channel activity; calcium ion binding. Gene Ontology annotation, biological process: detection of mechanical stimulus. Lineage: Eukaryota; Metazoa; Chordata; Aves; Apodiformes; Trochilidae. The coding region runs from base 1 to 1749 and encodes 582 amino acids. Gene Ontology annotation, cellular component: membrane. The transcript is spliced from 13 exons. The record is from RefSeq and is a predicted model, not a curated record.
AUGGAGCCGGCGGCGGCGGGGCAGACACCCGUGUUGGACGUGGGGCUGAGCGGCAGCGGUGCCCCGAGGCCCCGGCCCCCUUGGAGCGGAGAGCAGGAACUGAAAAGCGCCCUGCUGGAGCUGGUCGUCUACAUCGCUUUCCUGACAAUCCUCUGUAUAGUAACAUUCGGCAUGGUGAGCACGGACAGGUAUUACCUGAACAAAGUCAUGUCCCAUGUCUUCCUGGAGCCCUCCUCUGAGGAUGCCAACAACAGGGGUUUCAAGAAUAUUCAGAACAAAGAUGACUUCUGGAAGUUUGCAGAAGGAACUCUGUUGGAUGGACUGUACUGGAACAAAUGGUACAGCAACAAUACAUUAAACUUCCAGAACAAUAACAGCCAUAUUUACUAUGAGAAUUUGCUGCUAGGAGUAGCCCAGAUCCGUCAGCUGAAAGUACGAAACAACACUUGCUUCAUCCACUCAUAUUUCCAGAAUGUUUUAGAAGACUGUUACAGUGAAUAUAGUUAUGGAGCUGAAGACACAUCUGACUUUGGUCUAGGCAGCAGUCCUGAAUGGCAAUACAGCUCAGGCCCCUCAUUCUCUCCAUGGCACUGGGGAUAUGUGGGCUUAUACAGGAGUGGAGGAUUUAUAUUCACCUUACCUAAAUCAAAGCAGAAGAGUAUGGAGAAGUUGAUAUUCCUCAGGCAUAAUGAAUGGCUCACUCAAGGCACCAGGGUUAUAUUUAUCGAUUUCUCAACAUAUAAUGCUAAUGUAAACCUCUUCUGUAUAAUCAGGUUGGUGGCAGAGUUCCCUGCCACCGGGGGUGCUCUUACCUCCUCACAGUUCUACUCUGUGAAGCUCCUCAGAUAUGUCACAUACAGAGAUUACUUACUGGCUUCUUGUGAAAUCGCCUUUUGCUGCUUUAUUCUUACAUUCAUAAUCCGGGAAGCUAUAAAAAUAGUAAAACUGAAAAAGGAGUAUUUCAAAAAUGCCUGGAACUGGCUGGAAAUGCUGCUGCUGGUGGCAUCCCUCCUUGCCAUUGCCUUCAACAUCUACCGCACUGUGCAGGUGUCCCUGCUGAUGGAAAAGCUGCUGUCUAAUGACUGUGUAUAUCCAGACUUUUAUUUCCUUGCAUACUGGCAAGUCCUUUAUGACAACAUGAUUGCUGUCACCAUCUUCUUUGCUUGGUUAAAGGUAUUGGUAUUUAAAUAUAUAAACCUGAGCAAAACCAUGACUCAGCUGUCCUCCACUUUAUCUCAUUGUGCCAAAGACAUCAUUGGAUUUGCCACCAUAUUCUUCAUUGUUUUCUUUGCCUAUGCCCAGUUGGGCUAUUUGGUUUUUGGGUCGCAAGUUGAAGAGUUUUCCACUUUCCAAAACUGCAUCUUUACCCAGUUUCGUAUUGUGCUGGGAGAUUUUGAAUUUGAAGCCAUAGAAACAGUAAACAGAAUCCUUGGACCUCUUUACUUCAUCACAUUUGUAUUCUUUGUGUUCUUCCUAUUGCUGAAUAUGUUUUUGGCUAUUAUAAAUGAUGCCUAUUCAGAAGUCAAAGGAGACUUUGAGGUGAUGCCAUAUCAACGACUGAAGUUGAGAGACCUCAUUAGAAAGUGUUGCAAUAAAGCCCUUGUCAAGCUCAGGCUAAAGAAACCAGAGAUGCAUCCAGCAGGCAAGAACCUGGAAAGGAAUUUCCAGCCACUGAAAGAAAGUCUGUUUCUCAGCUUUCCAUUGAAAGUGGCACUAAUGAACAGAGCCAACUGCAGCAACCAACCCUAGAGCAGUAUGUGCCUGCUGAGAACAUGGUCUCAGUCCCAGCUCAGAGAAACGUUUCUGCUGCAGAAAUUCAGCUGUAAGUGCGUGUCUGUUCUUGCAGUCUUAUUCCCAUCCCCAGGCAGCUGCAGCCCUAGCUGAAACCCUGAGUGACAACUGAGAGACAAAUCCACACAAAGGCAGUGAU